Messenger RNA from Astyanax mexicanus (Mexican tetra), 1648 nucleotides. RefSeq names its product protein Wnt-8a. The record is from RefSeq and is a predicted model, not a curated record. The transcript has 6 exons. Gene Ontology annotation, cellular component: extracellular region. The coding region runs from base 132 to 1208 and encodes 358 amino acids. Gene Ontology annotation, biological process: multicellular organism development; cell fate commitment; neuron differentiation. Gene Ontology annotation, molecular function: frizzled binding; cytokine activity. NCBI's taxonomy places the organism in Eukaryota, Metazoa, Chordata, Actinopteri, Characiformes, Acestrorhamphidae.
GACAGGUAUAAAUACCGUCCCCAUCCAAACCCUAGUCAGUCACUUGUCCCAUCUCGUUCUGGAUAACCCACUCAGGACCCCUGCAAGAGAACGGUCCCGGAGAUCCAGAGGACGCGUCCGCAUCCGCAUCCAUGGGCUCGUGCCAACUUCUCACAUCUUUGGUCCUGUCCAUGUGCUGUCAUGUGCUGUCCACAACGGCAUGGUCGGUGAAUAAUUUUCUGAUGACAGGACCCAAGGCAUAUCUCACAUAUUCAAGCAGCGUGCAAGCCGGAGCCCAGCGCGGCAUCGAGGAGUGUAAACACCAGUUUUCAUGGGACAGGUGGAACUGUCCAGAGAGCGAACUGCAACUGUCCACCCAAAAAGGACUGCGAAGUGCUACUAAAGAGACCGCUUUUCUGCAUGCCAUAACCGCUGCCGGAGUGAUGUACACACUGACCAAGAACUGCAGCAUGGGAGAAUUUGAUAACUGCGGUUGUGAUUACUCAAAGUCUGGAGAAAUGGGAGGUCGAGGUUGGAUCUGGGGAGGCUGCAGUGAUAACGCUGAAUUUGGGGAGAACAUUUCCAAGCAGUUCGUGGACGCCCUGGAAAACGGCCGCGACUCACGAGCUGCUGUGAACUUGCACAACAACGAGGCUGGGAGACUUGCCAUCAAGUCCACGAUGAAGAGGUCAUGCAAGUGCCACGGUGUGUCCGGGAGCUGCAACAUCCAGACAUGCUGGAUGCAGCUGUCUGAGUUCAGGGACGUGGGCAACUUCCUAAAGAUUAAAUACGAUCAGGCGCAGAAGCUCGAGAUGGACAAGAGGCGGAUGAGAGCGGGCAACAGCGCGGAGAACCGCGGCGCCAUCGCGGACACCUUCGGCACCAUUGCGCGCUCCGAGCUCGUCCACUUGGAGGACUCCCCCAACUACUGCGUGAGGAACCUCAGCCUGGGCCUCCACGGUACCGAGGGCAGGGAGUGUCUGCAGGGCGGCAAGAACCUGUCGCAGUGGGAGAAGCGCAGCUGCAGGAGGUUGUGCCACGAGUGCGGCCUGAAAGUGGAAGAGAAGAAGAUUGAGACGGUCAGCAGCUGCAACUGCAAGUUCCACUGGUGCUGCACCGUCAAGUGCGAGAAAUGCACGCAAGUCGUGACCAAAUACUUUUGCGCAAAGAGGAAUAAAGGCGGUCGACCCCACGGCUCGCGGAGGAAGAAUCGCGUGCGCCACAAUUAGCCGCUAAUGUGCCUAAAAAAACUUUUUAUGUGCAUAAAAAAUGUAUAUUUGUAAAUAUAUUUUAUUGACUUUAUUUUUACACCAUCAGACUGAUUUCAGGAAAAGAAUUCUCAGACAAGGCUUGAUUCACAAGACUUGACUCUAUUCUCUCUCCACUGUCAGCUGGGCAGAAUUAUUAUUAUUAUUAUUAUUAUGCAGUACUUAUUAUGUUCUACAUAUCUGCACUUUGUUUUGUUAAUAUUUUUGAAAUCACAUUUUUACUUUAAGAUAUGUUUAAAUCAAAUGUUCCUUCACCACGAGCACAACCUUCUAUUUCACAGGGGGCUGAAAAGUUUACAUUGUUUUUUUUUUUCCACACAAACACUUUUUUUAAUUUUCUAAAUUUAUGUGUAUUGAUAUUUUGUACUCAGAAAAAAACAUUAAAUAUUUCUGAUAAUAUA